AUGACCCCGAUUACGUUGGCUCGACAUAGCCAGGCUCGCGGUGUCGCCCAGCGCAUUGCCAGGCAGGUGUCUGUCCUGGCGGAACAGCUGGCCAUCUUGCAAAGCAGCAGGGAGGCAUUUACCAGCGCGCUUCCAGAUGUAAGCGCCCCUGAGCCGGAACAGACGCUGCUCCAGAUGGAUGCAGCUGAAGGAAGAAGACCGGUCAGCGCUUCCAACGGGCCUGUGCCGGCAGGUGCGGGUGCAUCUCACAGGGAUCCAACCGAGGAGGGCGACGAAGGAAGUGCUCCACGCCCUCCAGUCGAGAUCACCUCCGGAUGGGAUGUCUUCAAUCCUGACGAUCAGCUGCUUGGGUUUGCACGCAGUAUAGGAAAUGGGGGCUGGGCAGUCUUAGCCAUCGCAAUGUGA
Symbiodinium necroappetens is the source of this 405-nucleotide messenger RNA. The record is from the annotation of a GenBank genome assembly. NCBI's taxonomy places the organism in Eukaryota, Dinophyceae, Suessiales, Symbiodiniaceae.